Chenopodium quinoa (quinoa) is the source of this 663-nucleotide messenger RNA. RefSeq lists its product as uncharacterized. NCBI's taxonomy places the organism in Eukaryota, Viridiplantae, Streptophyta, Magnoliopsida, Caryophyllales, Amaranthaceae. The transcript has a single exon. The record is from RefSeq and is a predicted model, not a curated record. Bases 1 to 663 code for a protein of 220 amino acids.
AUGUUUCGUCGAAUAUUUCGCAUGCGUAAACACGUUUUCACGCGUGUUGUUGAGGAGCUAAGAGAAAGUAACGAAUACUUUCGACAAAGGCCUGAUGCCACUAGAAGACUUGGUGUUUCGGCUUUCCAAAAAUGCACUGCAACAAUGAGGAUGUUGGCUUAUGGUACAGCAGCCGAUGUAGUUGAUGAAUACCUUAAAAUCGCGGCAAGUACAGCAAGAGAUUGUCUCCAUCACUUUGUUGAAGGAUUUAUCUCUAAAUUUGGACAAGAGUACCGGAGGAGGGCAACACCUGCAGAUGUAGAGCGACUUCUUCAUGAAAGUAAUGUUCGUGGACUCCCUAGUAUGUUGGGGAGCAUUGUCUGCAUGCAUUGGGAGUGGAAAAAUUGUCCACGUGCAUGGAUAGGAAUGUACCAAGGAAGAAGUAAAAAUGCGACCAUAAUUUUAGAAGUUGUUGCUUUCAAAGACUUGUGGAUAUGGAAUGUUUUUUUUGGCACAGAUAUAAAUGUCCUCCAAUGGUCGCUAAUGUUUGAUGAUAUUUGUGAAGGUCAAGCCCCAGAGGUGAGUUUUAAUGUGAAUGGAAAUAGAUACAAUAUGGGAUACUACCUUACAGAUGGUAUAUAUCCAAAAUGGGCAGCAUUUAUCCCAGCCAUUAGGCUUCCAUAA